Leishmania major strain Friedlin is the source of this 2082-nucleotide messenger RNA. RefSeq lists its product as hypothetical. The coding region runs from base 1 to 2082 and encodes 693 amino acids. The record is from RefSeq and is a predicted model, not a curated record. Lineage: Eukaryota; Euglenozoa; Kinetoplastea; Trypanosomatida; Trypanosomatidae. The transcript has a single exon.
AUGAACGUGGUCGACGACUCAGUCUUUCAGGUGCUGAGUGACGCGUGGGCCGCUGUUGGUGUGCCAGCGGAUCGAUACUGGCGCUGUUCCCAACAUCUGCGUGGCGGAAGCUCAGCGGCAAUGCUACCGAAGAAGACACCCUCGUCGCCACACAGCUUGCUAGGGCUGCGUGUGCCGAACCCCCUUCGCCUUCACUCGUCCUUCUACCCUACACGCGUUGAGGCGCUGGCGGCGCGUGGCUACGGCGCCCACCGUGGCCUUCUUCCUAUCGCACUUGACCGAAGAAGUGGAUCGGGUAGUAAACUCUUCAACGUUCUUCCACGAUGGAGCACCAACGUAGUCGGCAUCGGCGAAGCAGGGGUGGAGACCUCAGCGGGCAUUCGGCAUGGCAGCGCCGUCGCCGAUUUCGUGAGCGCCAUACCCCACACCCAAGAUCGCAACUUGUACGCGCUGGUGGAUGAGUCAUGUCCGGUAGAUCCUUACUUUGAUCUGGAUUUCGCGUACGACCCGGAUCAGGACGACCCGAGUGAUGCUUUGCUCGUGCAGAGCUACGGCGAGGGCAAGGAGGUGGCGUCGGUGACCGCCUUCUCUGCCGAGGCAGUGGAGAAGGUGCUGCUCACAAUGCUCACGGCUCUUCGUCGGGAAGUGGAGACGGAGCUCAAAACCACUGUGGCGGAGUGCCUGGUGCUGACGAGCAGCCUUCAAAUAGGGCGGCGCCCGGAUACGCCCUCAGCACCGGCUUCCUUAGAGCAGCUGAAGCUCAGCUUUCACGUGCACUUCCGUUUAGCUGACAGAGCGGUGCUGGCGUCAGUGCGAGAAAUGCACCACUUCGUGACUCGGCUUCGUUCCCGACUUCAAAACGACGAAGCGGCAGCGACAACAUUGUCCUUGCUGGGCAGCCCCACGAGAGAGAAGAGGGAGGAAGCUCGACAGGCCUCCUCCCUACUGCUGCGGUGUGUGGACUUUGGUGUGUACACGCGGUGGCGCGCUUUUCGUCUACCGUACAACGUCAAGGCAUUCGAUGCUGCGCGGUCAAGUGCGUUGGUGAGCGGCGCUGGGGAUGACUUGCUGGAGGAGCAGCUCCAGCAGCUGGGCAUUGCACUCCCAGACAACGGAGUGGGCAGAGCAGCGCCGAGCGUGCUGCAGAACCUCUUCCUUGCCGCAGACGUUGCGACUCACAAAGCGCAGCGCUAUUUGCUCAAGCGCUUGGAGCAACAUUUUCGCUUUCUCUUGCCGGUGUUGCCGGGAGCUACGGAGCUGAGGUCAGCUGCGCUGGCAGAGUUUCUCUCCCCGCUUGUGCCCCGGCAGGUGCGAGCGGCGGCGGCAGAGCUGAGCAGGCCCUCCUCUCCCACCUCAUCAGCGAGGGACGUGGUGAGUGCGUGGGUUAUGGAGCUCGCCUGCAUCGUACGAGAUGCCUCAACGCUGCCGCACUCGCGCGACGACGGCGCCGUGCAGGAGUCGACGACAAGCUCAUCCUUCCGACUACUUCUUGACGAAUGCACGAUCACUUCUGCCGCCGCAAAGGCGUCUGCGCAGGCCACCAGCAACACCUUCGACGUUCCGCUACCUCCAAUGCCACGUAGUGUGCGGGUUCGAGUCGAGGACGCCGAGAUGAAGCGACUUCUUGCGGAGGUGUUUUGGUGCAUAGCGCCGGAGUACGGCGGCCCAGGCGCUGUCGUGCGAGCCUCACCGGUGGCGGACGCGUGGAACGCGCUCUCAGCGCCGAACUCCAUCACUCCGGAGCGCAUCAACGCUCACUACGAGGACUCGAUUCGAGCAUACUACGUCUUCCAGAAGCAGAACAAGUACUGCGUCCGCCUGCAUCGGAAUCACAAGGCAACCUUCGCGCAGCUGUACUUGACAUUCGGAUCCAUCAAGAUUCGUUGCUACGCAAACGACUGCUGCGACCGGUGCUGCAUCAUUCCAUGGGAAGCCCCAGAUAACCCGAAGUCGGGGCCUCAAUACCAUGCUGGGUAUCCCAGGUAUGAGCGUCUCGUGGCGAUUCGCAAUGCGCUCUUUCCGCCCUUGUCGACGGAGGAGCUGGUUCGCCGCUACGGCACAAGUAUCUUGCAUUACGUGUAG